Molecule: messenger RNA, 1626 nt
Organism: Colletotrichum truncatum
Lineage: Eukaryota; Fungi; Ascomycota; Sordariomycetes; Glomerellales; Glomerellaceae
Product: quinate permease
Biological process (GO): transmembrane transport; carbohydrate transport
Cellular component (GO): membrane
Molecular function (GO): carbohydrate:proton symporter activity
Source: RefSeq, a predicted model, not a curated record
AUGGCUCUCCUCACUCUCGUCGAGGACCGCCCGACGCCCAAGGCCGUCUACAACUGGCGCGUCUACAUGUGCGCCAUUAUUGCUUCUUUUGCCAGUUGCACCAUUGGCUAUGAUUCAGCCUUUAUCGGAACUACGCUUGCUCUGAAGUCCUUCACCGAUGAGUUCCAGUUCGCGAGCUACAGCACCAGCGGAUUGGCUCUUCUCAAGUCCAACAUCGUCUCUGUCUACCAGGCCGGUGCCUUCUUCGGCAGCUUGUUCGCCUAUGUCAGCAGUUACUUCCUCGGCCGCAAGAAGAGUUUGAUUGUCUUCAGUCUUGUCUUCAUGCUUGGCGCCGGCAUGAUGCUCGGCGCCAACAGAGAGCGUGGUCUCGGUCUCAUUCUCGGUGGCAGAGUUCUCGCUGGUAUCGGUGUGGGCGGCUGCUCUAACAUGACGCCCAUCUACAUCUCUGAGCUUUCCCCGCCUGCCGUUCGUGGACGUCUUGUCGGCAUCUACGAGUUGGGAUGGCAGAUUGGCGGUCUCGUUGGUUUCUGGAUCAACUACGGUGUCGACUCCACGAUGGCUCCCAGUCACUCUCAAUGGCUCAUCCCAUUCGCCGUUCAGCUCAUUCCUGCUGGUCUGUUGCUUGUUGGAGCUCUCUGGAUCCCUGAGUCGCCCCGUUGGCUGUUCUCCAAGGACAGAAAAGAGGAGGCCAUGAAGGUCCUUUGCUGGAUGAGAAACCUGGACGCCAACGACAAGUACAUGGUCGAAGAAGUCAGCUACAUCACUGCGGACCUUGAGCGAUACAGACGGGAAGUCGGCGCUGGAUUCUGGAAGCCUUUUGCCGCUCUCAAGCAAAGCAAGGUUCAGUGGCGCUUCUUCCUCGGUGGCAUGCUUUUCUUGUGGCAAAACGGCUCUGGCAUCAACGCCAUCAACUACUACAGCCCCACGGUUUUCAAGAGUAUCGGUAUCACUGGUACCAACACGAGUUUCCUCACCACCGGUAUCUUUGGCGUUGUCAAGACGGUUGUUACCUUCAUCUGGAUUCUGUGGCUUAUUGACCACCUUGGCCGCCGCAACCUGCUCCUGAUCGGUGCCAUUGGCGGAUCCCUCUGCAUGUGGUACAUUGGAGGCUACCUUGCUCUCAACCCGGCUGCUGGUAACAACGGCGGCGGUCUUUCUUCCGGAGGCAUUUCCGCCAUGGUCUUCUUCUACCUGUGGACAGUAUUUUACACUCCUUCUUGGAACGGUACCCCGUGGGUUAUCAACUCUGAGAUGUUCGACCAGAACACUAGAUCUCUGGGUCAAGCAAGCGCUGCUGCCAACAACUGGUUCUGGAACUUUAUCAUUUCCCGUUUCACCCCUCAGAUGUUCAACGCCUGGGGUUACGGAGUCUACUUCUUCUUCGCCUCCCUCAUGAUCUUGUCGGCCAUCUUCGUCUUCUUCCUCGUGCCUGAGACGAAGGCUGUGCCAUUGGAGAUGAUGGAUCGUCUCUUUGAGGUUAAGCCCGUCUGGCGCGCUAACAAGAUCGUCCUCGACGAGUUGGCGGAAGACCAGAGCUUGAGGCAGAACGACUCCGACGGGGUCGCUUAUGGAGAGAAGUCCGACGAGGGAGAAGUCAGCCAGGUAGAGAGGAAGAUUAGCGUCUAA